Molecule: messenger RNA, 1571 nt
Organism: Cydia splendana
Lineage: Eukaryota; Metazoa; Arthropoda; Insecta; Lepidoptera; Tortricidae
Product: cytochrome P450 6B5-like
Exons: 2
Coding region: 38-1546 (502 amino acids)
Molecular function (GO): monooxygenase activity; heme binding; oxidoreductase activity, acting on paired donors, with incorporation or reduction of molecular oxygen
Source: RefSeq, a predicted model, not a curated record
UAACAGUUUGAGGUUUGCCUUAGAUUGUAAGGUUACAAUGGUGGUAAUCAUUUUAACGAUAUCUUUUGUUAUUGCUUCCUUCUUGUACUACCACUUCACAAAGUACAAUAAUUACUGGAAUGAACGAAAUGUUGUUGGCCCAAAACCGACUUUCUUCUUCGGAAAUAUCAAGGAUGCAGUACUCAGAAGAAAACCCAUUGGCCACGUAUUCAAGGAUAUCUACGAUAUGUACCCAGAGGAAAAGGUGGUAGGAAUGUUCGUGAUGCGAUCCCCAGAAUUGUUAGUAAGGGAUUUAGACGUGAUAAAAAAUAUACUAAUAAAAGACUUCGAUAUUUUCGUUAACCGUGGUUUUGAGUUCAAAAAAACGGGUUUUGGAGCGACUUUGUUUCAUGGUACUGCUGACACCUGGCGACUGUUACGAAGCCGCUUCUCUCCGCUUUUCACUCCUGGAAAGCUAAAAAAUAUGAUCCAUCUUGUAAAUGAACGCGGGGAUAAAUUUGUGAAGUAUGUAGCCCGAGUCACACAGUUAAAUCCGGAGCAAGAAGUCCACGAUAUGACACAAAAGUUUACGCUGGCGACCAUAGCCGCUUGCGUAUUUGGCAUAGACAUCGAUACAUUUAACCAAGAACACGAAAUCCUUCGUAGGAUCGAUAGUAAAAUAUUCAUCAUGACCCUUAGUCGUGACCUCGAGAUGAUGUAUCCUGGAAUAUUAGUAAAAAUUGGAGGCUCACUUUUUCCAACAGAAGUUAUCACAUUUUUUAUCGAUUUGGUCAAAGACGUCACUGCGAAAAGAAAUGGUAAACCAACCAAUAGAAACGAUUUCAUGGAUUUAAUUUUGAAAAUGAGAGAAGAGAAGCACAUCUCUGGACCAAUAACGAAAAAUAAGGAUACUGAGACUGGUUUAGAUCUAACUGACGAGGUAAUAGCGGCACAGGCAUUUAGUUUUUAUGCUGGGGGUUAUGAAACCAGUGCGGCAACAAUGGGUUUCUUCCUGUACCAAUUAGCUCGCAACCCAGAGAUCCAAGACAAGGUGGUGGUAGAAAUAAAAGAAGUAUUAAAGAAACAUGAUGGCGAGAUGACCCUACAGGCUGUUUUAGAUUUAUCUUACAUGGGCAAAGUUUUCGAUGAAACAUUGAGAAUGUAUCCAAUUGCUCCUGAUUUGAGAAGAAAGUCUAGCAGUACCUAUACGAUACCCGGUACAAAUGUAACUAUAGAGAAAAAUCAGUUGAUUAAAAUUCCGACGCUUGGUAUCCAUUAUGACGAGAAGAUAUACCCUAACCCUGAGAAGUUUGACCCAGAGAGAUUUUCUCCAGAGAAUGUGGCAGCGAGGCACUCGUGCGCAUAUUUGCCUUUCGGGCUUGGACCUAGAAACUGCAUCGGGUACCGUUUCGCACAGCUACAAUCGCGGGUGUGUAUGGCGAAGGUCCUCUCUCAGUUUCGGGUGGAAGCUUCUAAGAAUACCCCCCGUCAAUUGCAGUACGAGCCUCGGCGUAUCGUAUUGUAUCCCAUAGGCGGUAUACCGAUCAACUUCAUUAAAAGACAUUGAUAUAUGAGUUAUAACAACGCAAUGG